AUGAUUUCGCCUGGAUAUGGGUCAGUUUUUGGGUCUUCGCAGUAUUUAAAUCAUCCUGUAUCGAAAACUCAGCAGCAGAUAAUUUCAGAUACUUCUAAUACUAUGAAUUUUUCAUUAUCUAGAACUAGUCCGUGUUUUGGGACUUCUGUUCCAUUUGGAAAUACAUUUAUGAGUUCUCGUGGAGAUAAUGUAGAAGGAUAUCAGAAUUUACCUGAUAAUGUAAAGAUGUAUAAUUGGAUUAUAGAAUUAAUAAGUGGGAGUUCUGGAAGAGAACAUGCUCUUCUUGAAUUGAGUAAGAAGCGUGAGCAGUUUGAUGAUCUUGCUUUUAUUUUGUGGCAUUCUUUUGGUGUAAUGACAAGCUUACUUAAAGAAAUUGUUUCUGUUUAUCCUCUUUUGCUUUCGCCUCAACUUACAACUCAUGCUUCUAAUCGUGUUUGUAAUGCUCUUGCUUUAUUACAGUGUAUUGCAUCGCACAAUGAGACGCGAACUCUUUUUCUUAAUGCUCAUAUUCCUCUUUUUCUAUAUCCUUUUAUGAGUACUACAUCAAAGUCCCGGCCAUUUGAAUAUUUGAGACUGACUUCAUUGGGUGUUAUUGGUGCUUUAGUAAAAAAUGACUCUACCGAUGUAAUUAAUUUUUUACUUUCUACUGAGAUUAUUCCUCUUUGUCUCCGUAUCAUGGAAACAGGCUCAGAGUUAAGCAAAACAGUUGCUAUUUUUAUUGUACAGAAAAUAUUAACUGACGAUAUGGGUCUUGCAUAUAUUUGUCAAACAUAUGAAAGAUUUUAUGCUGUAGGUACUGUUUUGAGUAAUAUGGUAGGGCAGCUUGUUGAAAAUCAAGUUCAUCGUCUUCUGAAACACGUUGUACGAUGUUAUUUGCGAUUAAGUGAGAAUCCUAGAGCUCGAGAAGCUUUACGCCAAUGCUUACCUGAGCCUUUAAGGGAUGCUACAUUUUCAAAUCUUCUUAAGGAUGAUUUAUCUACAAAACGUGCUUUAGCACAGCUUUUAGUUAAUUUAUCUGAUAGUGUAAUUGGGUAA
Messenger RNA from Pneumocystis jirovecii RU7, 1035 nucleotides. Its product is annotated as cell differentiation protein rcd1. Gene Ontology annotation, biological process: negative regulation of translation; mRNA catabolic process. Gene Ontology annotation, cellular component: P-body; CCR4-NOT complex; CCR4-NOT core complex. The transcript is spliced from 3 exons. NCBI's taxonomy places the organism in Eukaryota, Fungi, Ascomycota, Pneumocystomycetes, Pneumocystales, Pneumocystaceae. The coding region runs from base 1 to 1035 and encodes 344 amino acids. The record is from RefSeq and is a predicted model, not a curated record.